This is a messenger RNA of Sycon ciliatum, 6747 nucleotides long. RefSeq lists its product as uncharacterized. Bases 1 to 6747 code for a protein of 2248 amino acids. Gene Ontology annotation, biological process: DNA integration. Gene Ontology annotation, molecular function: nucleic acid binding. The record is from RefSeq and is a predicted model, not a curated record. NCBI's taxonomy places the organism in Eukaryota, Metazoa, Porifera, Calcarea, Leucosolenida, Sycettidae. The transcript has a single exon.
AUGGAGUCUCCAGUCAAAGAGGACAAGGAGGAAGACAGCCAUGCCGCGGAGGACGGGACUGCCAGCACCGAGGAAGCAAACCACCGAGAAGAACCAGCGGCAGUAGAGAACAAGCGCGAGAAGCUUAGCGAGCUGCUACGAGAAAAGAUGCUGGCUAAAAAACACUUCACCAACGCGCGGCGGACACUUCUCGUGCGCUCCAUGAAUGGCGGAGUGCGAGGAGAGCAAGCUAACGACGAGCUAGCCGAGCUAAGCUCACAUUAUGACAACGCCACCAGUGCUAUCAUGAACCUCGUCAGUCUGUACAGCUCAACUAACGAAGAGAAACGUAUGGAAGGAACGCUGCGGGAAGCGGAAUUGCUCGAGGAACAAUUCACUACCGCAACCGAGAGCAUUUUGGAGGACGUACGUGGGCAGGUACGCAGUUACGCGGAGGAAACUGACUACCUGGGCGUCUCACAGCGGCCCCACCCAGUCCAGGCUCGACGCGAACUAGCUUCGGAGGUCGGGUACGGAUACAGCGGACCUGCCGCAAGCACUAUGCCCAGUUGGGCUGGAGCCCGGAGCUACCUGCACGCGCACGGCAGAAGUUCAGUUGAGGCCUCGGAGUCUACUGCUGCACGUGGACUAGCGUACGACUACGGCUACCAUGGCUACACGUACGAGCCGACGAGCCUGUCAGCCGGCGUAGAGCAAGUAACAGUUGCAGACCAGCACCGGGGAACGGAGUACGGUCUUGCUGAAGUCAGCGAAGACAAGUACAAGGCGGUCAGCGAAAGCGGACCGAAAGUCACCAUGGGCACGGAUGAGUUGCGACCAGAGACGCCGUUGGUCCGCAGAGCGCUCACUCCGUCUAAGACCCAGGUCAGCGCGAGCAGAGCGGCAAGCGGCUCGCCUUUGUCCACGGCUGCGGCGCAGGUUGGAGGAAGCGGCGCGCCAGCUGCUGCCGCUUUCGAGUCUGGCGCCACCGGGCACUUGGACAGCGCGAACAGAGCGACAAGCGGUCCGCCUUUGUCCGCGGCUGUUCCCCAGAUGAGCGCGAGCAGCGCACCACAUGCGUCAGAUCCAGAGUCUGCACCAGUGCCUGCAACGCUAUUCAGCGCAACCGGCAGGCCGCCUGGACCCGAGCCUGCAACGCUAUUCAGCGCAAUUGGCAGGCCGCCUGGAUCCGGGCCUGUGCACGCGUCGGAAAUUCAGACCAGCGCGGACAGCGCACAGCCUGUGACCUCUGCGCUAGCUGCAGGAUCAGCACCUUGGGGAUUGAUCAGCGCAAACAGCGCGAACGGCACUGGAGCGAUCAGCAUGACCAGCAACCUACCUGUGUCACCCGCUGAAACGUUAGCACUCCAGAUUGCCAGCGCCAACAGCGCAAACGGAAUGAGGCCAGAGAUGCCUGCAUCCCAGCAGACAGUCAGCGGAAGCAGCGCAAUCGACAGACUGCCUGGAUCAUCCGUACCUGCAACGCUAUUCAGCGCAAUUGGCAGGCCGCCUGGAUCCGCUUCUGCCACGCUAUUCCAGCAAUCCGUUGACACCCGUCACACCACUACUCAGUCGCCAGUAAUUACAUCUGCGUCUCCGCAGUGGGCUGGCGCCAGUGGUGUGGCCGGCGUGCACACUGUGCCAGUAGCAAGUCUGUGGAGCCCGCCCGCUCCACAGGCCAUGGGUUUGCAACCAGCAGGGUCGACUGCCACACCAGUACCGGUGCCAUCAGUAGCACCAGGCCAAACGCGGCAUCAGCAGUCAUCGGACGAGAUAUUCCGGCGGCUGAAACCCAUACAAAUUCCAACGUUCACAGGCAACAAGAGAGCCUAUCGUGCCUGGAGAGCAGCCUUCAUGGCUUGUGUUGGGCAGACAAGCUCAAGUCCGGAGGUGAAGCUGCUGCACCUGAAGCAGUAUUUAGGUGGAGAGGCAUUGGUCGCCAUCGAGAGCCUAGGCUACUCGGCCCAUGCCUACGAAGCUGCCGUAAACCGUUUAGACAGGAAAUUUGGUGGCGAGCAGAGGCAGACAAACCUCCAAUUUGAGGAAGUAGAGUCGUUCCCCGCCCUCCGGACAGGCCGGCCUGGAGACCUGCAGAAAUUCGCCGAUUUGCUGGAUGUGCUGAUAGUGAACAUGGCGGAUGCAGGCAAGGAAUAUGAGCUGGGCGAUGGUCUUCUGUUCCGACAGCUGCAAAACAAGCUGCCCAUGCCCAUGCUGACCCAGUUUAACCGUUGGCGUCACAACAACACGAAACCCAGCAGUGUACCAACGCUAUUGGAAUGGGUGACUCUCGAGGCAGAAUUCGCUACUGGAGCAGCGGAGAUGGCCCACGGAGUCAGUUCUGCGGAUGGUCAUCAUGCAGCGGCGCUGCCGACUAAACCAGCCCCUGCAAGAAGUCGACCAACGUUCGGUGGCAGCUCCGGAGCCCACGCGUCGUCAUUCCUGGCCUCUGGUCAGAGCGCUGCCAAAAUCCAGUGUGCAGUAUGUGAUGCGCCUCAUCACACAUGGAGUUGUGACAUCUUCAAGAGCGAGUCGCCCAGCAGGCGGUGGGAAACAGCAAAGAAGAAAGGCCUCUGCUAUAGGUGCCUUGGCACUGGACAUCGAGGGACAUCCUGUACCAGAAACAGGAAGUGCGGUGUCAGUGGCUGCAGUCAGACACAUCACCAGCUGCUUCAUGAUCGUCAACCGCAGCAGAAACGGAACCUGUCUGAAGCAGCCAUGAGCAGUGAUGCAGCAUCGUCAAGCGCUCCCACAGCUUCAAUCAGCACAAGAGGGGCAACAACACCUGCAAGAGAGCCAGCCUCUAUUAAUUGCUCCAUCCAAGCAUGCGACAUCACGGAAGGGGAGCCGGAUCUGGGUGAAGAUCGGCCGCGUGGAGUACCAUCAGUCUCGUUACGCAUCCUCCCGGUGUCGCUUGUGCAUGAAGGAGUACGGCUACGGGUUAACGCUAUGUUGGACGAUGGCAGCACUACCACCUACAUAACCACUGCAGCUGCCGGCCAGUUGAGGGUGGCAGGAAGACCGCAGCAGGCAUCGGUUUCUCUUCUGAGUGGGCUGACGGAAACAUUCGUCACGACGCCGGUCAACAUCACAGUGGAAAGCGCUGACGGAACAUUCCAGUCCAAAUUAACAGCGCUAACCAUUGAUAACAUCGCAAGCAACUUAAAGGCCGUUGACUGGGCGAAUGCGGCAGCGCAAUGGGACCACCUGCGCGAUGUUCCCUUCCCGGCUCUCACCGAGAAAUCAGUGGACGUUCUAAUUGGCAGCGAUCACAGUGAAUUGCAUUCUGCCUUGGAAGAAGUCAAUGGCAAGCCAGGAGAACCGCUAGCUCGCAGAACGCCGUUAGGUUGGACAUGUAUCGGAGCUGUAUUGCACCAUGAUGAUCGACCAACUCGCGCCAACAGCACCUACUGUGGCGUACAGCUGAACCCGCUUUACAACUGCUUGCAACGGUUCUGGGAAGUUGAUCAAGGCGGCAUCAGCCCUGAGCCCCCCUGGAACAUGAAAGACCGCAGUGUGAAGGCUGAAGUUGAGCAGUCAAUGCGGCAACUCGACGGGGCUGGGUACGAGAUUCGUCUGCCAUGGAAUGAGCGAAAGUCGCAACUGCCCGGCAACUACAGCAUGGCGUUGAAGAGGUUACGCAACACGGAGAGCCGGCUGAACCGUGAUCCGUCUAUUGCAGAGGCAUACAGCAGCACAAUCGAACAGUAUGAAGCCAAGGGCUAUGUGAGGCGACUGGCGACAACAGUUUCAGCGGAAAAGGCAUGGUACUUGCCACAUUUCCCUGUCAUCCGGAUGGAUAAGAGUACAACCAAAGUUCGACUGGUGUUUGACGCGGCUGCAAGGUGCGAUGGAGUGGCCUUAAACGACUGCAUAGAGCCGGGCCCAAAGUUGCAGCGAGAGCUAUUGGAUGUGCUGCUCAGAUUUCGACGCAACCCCGUAGCCAUCGUCUGUGAUAUUCGGGAGAUGUAUCUUCAGAUUCGAAUUCACCCCGAGGAUCAACCGUACUUGCGUUUCCUGUGGCGACCACCGCAGAGCGAUGCUCAACCGGACGUCUAUCAGUUUGAGCGGCUGGUCUUUGGCCUGAAUGUUUCUCCGUUCGUCGCCCAUCUUGUGACGCAGGAACAUGCAUCAAAGUAUCUGUCGACUCACCCGCUAGGCGCCAAUGGUGUGUUGAAGUCCACAUACAUGGACGAUACUCUUGAUUCAGUAGCCAACGACAAACUGGCAGUGCAAAUGUACCAAGAGUUGUCACUGAUCUGGGCUGCAGCCGGCAUGAAGACACGGAAAUGGCUGAGUAACUCGCCUGCGGUGCUAGCCGAGAUACCCGCGGAGGACCGGCUGUCUGCACUGGAGCUCAAUGAUGGAAGCCUGCCGACGAUGAAAGCGCUCGGAGUCAGAUGGGUAGCGCAACAUGAUGUGUUCCAAUUCCAGCCUGCCUUCCAGGAAGUGAACAAGGUGACCAAACGCCAGGUGGUGAGUCAAAUUGCCAAGCUGUUCGACCCGCUAGGAUUUGUGGCACCAUUUGUAACAGUCGGCAAGGUGUUAAUUCAGGAGCUCUGGGCACUCGGCGUCGACUGGGACGACGAGGUGAUAGGGCCAUUAGCCGACAAGUUUCGACGGUGGUGCUCGGGAGCAACACAGCUGUCUGCCGUCAAUAUACCUCGUUGCCUGUUCCCUAGCGGGCCAGCCGGAGACAGCUCUAUCCAUGUGUUCGUAGAUGCGUCAAUGGUGGCGUAUGGAGCUGUAGCGUACAGCCGGGACCUAAGCUCGGAUUGUACUGUACAGACUCGCCUGGUAGCUGCUAAGACCCGAGUUGCUCCACUCAAGGCAAUUAGCAUUCCACGAUUGGAGCUUUUGGCUGCCAUUCUCGGUUUGCAUCUGGCCGAAACUGUGUGCCAAGUGCUGGAGUGGCCAAUGUCCGAGGUGACCUUCUGGAGCGACAGUGCUGAUGUUCUCUGGUGGAUCAGAAGUCCAAGCCGUAACUUCAAGCCAUUUGUAGCGCACCGUGUUGGAGAGAUCCAGACGAUGACACAGCCGCAGCAAUGGCGUCAUGUGCCAUCUGGACAGAAUCCGGCUGACCUCGCAUCUCGUGGCACUUCGGCUGCGGAGCUAAGUAGUUGUACAUUGUGGUGGGAGGGACCGCCCUUCCUGCACAACAAACCAGCGCAGUGGCCAGUGGGACCCGCCUCAUUCUCACACGAGGUCGACCAAGAGAGCAGGAAAGUGACGCUGAUGGCAAACUCGACUGCUAACGAGCAAGAAACCGUCACAGGUGACGGAAGGGGAGAAGGAAGACUUGCGCCACAUCGUUUCUCCAGUUGGCUGCGUUACAAAAGAGUUUGGGCUUGGGUCAACCGCUUCCUCGACAACUGUCGCCGUGCCGAGAAGCGAAGCGGGGAGCUGACCGUAGCGGAGCUAAGUGAGGCUGAGAACGACAUCAUCCUGGAAGCUCAACACGAAGAGUUCAAGGAUGUUAUUGAAGCAGGGCAGCAGCACAAACCCUUACCGGCCAAGUCACAUCUAGGAAAGCUGCAGCCUGUGAUAGAUGACGCUGGUCUCUUGAGAGCGUCCGGACGAACCCGACUGGCAGACAAUUUGCCUUUCGAUGUGCGCCAUCCAAUCUUAUUGCCGCGCCGGCACCCCGUAACACGUCUCAUCGUGAAAGAGCACCAUGAGAUGCGGCAGCACGGUGGAACGAACGAGACUCUUGCCGCGCUAACCACCCACUAUUGGAUUGAAGGCGCUCGGGAAAUGAUCCGCGAGUGGGAACGAGAAUGCAAUACAUGUCGUCGUCGCAAGGCAAAGCCCGUGGAACAAGUGAUGGCCCCCUUGCCGGCUAUGCGAUUGAAAACUCCACUGCGCGCGUUUGCCCGGUGUUCUGUGGACUAUGGAGGGCCAUUCUUGACCAAGCAAGGUCGAGGACGAGUUCAACAGAAGCGAUACCUCUGCCUGUUCACCUGUCUGCUCUGCCGUGCCGUCCACCUGGAGAUGAGCUAUGCACUAGACACCGACUCCUUUCUGAAUGCAUUCACGCGGAUGGUCGGCCGACGUGGACUGCCGUUAGAGAUGUUGUCCGAUAAUGGCACAAACUUCGUGGGAGCCAACAAGGAAUUGCUAGCCCUUGUGCAACAGCUCGACCAAGAUGCCAUCCAGCGGUCUCUGGCAAACCGAGGAGUGGUGUGGCAUUUCAAUCCGCCAUUGGCCCCACACCAUGGAGGAGUCCACGAGGUCAUGAUUAAAGCAGCCAAGAAGGCAUUGACUGCUAUUCUCGGCAACUCUCCAGGCGUCUUAACUGAUGAGCAGCUGACGACGGCCAUUGUCGGAGUUGAGGCGCUCCUCAAUUCUCGGCCUCUGACAUACCAGAGCGCCAGUGCUGACGACAACACCCCGCUUACCCCGUUGCACUUUCUGACGGGACACGCUAACGGGCAGCCUGCACCUGCGAGCGUCGACACGACAGAGUUCAGCCCAGAGAAGAGAUGGCGGUUAGUGCAGGACGUAAUACGCCAAGUGUGGAAGCGCUGGCUACAGGAAUGGGUUCCGACGCUCAAUGCUUGUCGCAAGUGGAUCAAGAUCAAUCGGGACUUGGCUGUUGGAGAUAUGGUACUAGUUCUUCAUCCCGACACGCCACGAGGGCACUGGCCGUUGGGAAGAAUCACGGCAGUUUUUCCUGGUCCAGAUGGGCAUGUACGAGUGGCUAAGGUGCUUGUGGGCGGCAAGGAGAAGACACGCCCUAUCACGCGACUAUGUCCGCUUGGCUUGUGCUAA